Molecule: messenger RNA, 297 nt
Organism: Paramuricea clavata
Lineage: Eukaryota; Metazoa; Cnidaria; Anthozoa; Malacalcyonacea; Plexauridae
Source: the annotation of a GenBank genome assembly
AUGGAUAGUGGACAAAUAAAUUAUAUAGUCUUUCUUGAUGUUAGCAAAGCCUUCGACUCCAUAAAUCACGAAGUUCUGAUUGAUAAAAUGCGUAAUUUUAUCGGAGUAACAGGAAAAAAAAAAGCAGAGAAAGAGGCUCGACAACAACAUCAGCAAGAAAAUGAGAAAGAAUUGACAGAUAGACAUAAUUCGGACCAAAAUGAGCUAAAAGUGGAAAGCUGUGGUGACUCCAUGACAAAAUAUAUUCAAGCGCAUAAAUUAGGACGCUCAACUAAGGAUAGAGUCAUAUCAAAAUAA